UUAAGAACAGCUUUAAGCCAACAGAUUUAUAUCCCUUUCACCUGCAACACACAUCAAGAGAGAGAGAGAGAGAGAUGGGAGAGGUGAAGCACAUACUUUUGGCAAAGUUUAAGGAUGGACUGUCGGAACAACAGAUCCAUGAUCUCAUCAAAGGUUAUGCUAAUCUCGUCAAUCAUGUCGAGCCCAUGAAAUCUUUUCGAUGGGGCAAAGAUGUAAGCAUUGAGAAUCUGCACCAAGGCUUCACUCACGUGUUUGAGUCAACCUUUGAAACCACUGAAGGCAUUGCAACUUAUUUAGCACAUCCCGCCCAUGUCGAGUUUGCCACUGGCUUUUUGGCUCAACUUGAUAAAGUACUGGUCAUCGACUACAAACCUACAUCGGUGGAGCCAUGACCAUUCUUCUUCUUGCUGUUGUAAGAUAUGUUAUGUGUACGCUUAUGUUCAAUGAGUUUCUUUGUUUAAAGGAUAUGCAAACUGGAAGACUUAUAUUAGUCAUCUAGUCAAAAUAAUAAACUUAUUUCCUAUAACAAUAUCAAUAGUUUACGACUUUUAACCCA
This is a messenger RNA of Erigeron canadensis, 556 nucleotides long. RefSeq names its product stress-response A/B barrel domain-containing protein HS1. NCBI's taxonomy places the organism in Eukaryota, Viridiplantae, Streptophyta, Magnoliopsida, Asterales, Asteraceae. The coding region runs from base 75 to 392 and encodes 105 amino acids. Gene Ontology annotation, biological process: pollen tube adhesion. The transcript has 2 exons. The record is from RefSeq and is a predicted model, not a curated record.